GUCCCUUCCGCGCGGGCGCGCGCACGCCGCCGUCCUCGUCGUUGUAAACGCUGCCGCUCUGGCUGGCCCUGGGGGCGGGGCUGUAGGGGAAAGUGCCAAAUCCUCUGAGUGAAGUGAGGAUUCUGCUGAGAGGAAAUGGCUGCCUCUUCAUCAUCCUCCUCAGCUGGUGGGGUCAGUGGAAGUUCUGUCACGGGAUCUGGUUUCAGUGUCUCAGACCUUGCCCCACCACGGAAAGCCCUUUUCACCUACCCCAAAGGAGCUGGAGAGAUGUUAGAAGAUGGCUCUGAGAGAUUUCUCUGCGAGUCGGUUUUCAGUUACCAAGUGGCAUCUACGCUUAAACAGGUGAAACACGAUCAGCAGGUUGCUCGGAUGGAAAAGUUAGCCGGUUUGGUAGAAGAGCUGGAGGCAGAUGAGUGGCGGUUUAAACCCAUCGAGCAGCUGCUGGGGUUCACACCCUCUUCAGGUUGACCUUGCCCGGAAGGCCGCCUCUGGUGCACGGCAAGCGCAGGGCCAGCGAGGGACUUUUCUGCAGCUUACACAGCCAUCCAGAGACUCACAGCUCCAUCGCUGAAUUGUUAAUUCACAUCCAUGCUUGGUUUCUCUUUAUCUGUCCACAAGCAACAAAUACUUAAAUGUGUGAUCUUGCAGGGAAAAUUUUUGUUUAUUUGUUUUAAAAAAAAGUAUUGAGAAUCAGAAUAAGACAAUCGGCAUCAGAGAACCUGAAGGUUUGGGUUUAAGAGAUAUUUAUAAAACAUUACAAGCCAGGUAGGACACACGCCGGAAUUGGCCAACUGAAUGACGUCUCUCCUGUCAUUCAUGCAGCGUGCCUGGAAUCCUCACCGGUCAAAUCCAAGAUCAGGAUCUGGAGUUACACAACACAGCGUUUCUGACCUAAAACAGUUCUUUUUGCAGAUGAAUGUGAUUUCAACUCAGGACCUGUCCAAAUGAGGAAUUUUAAAAUGUUCGGGUUUUUUUCUAUUUUUAGACAUCUAAUUCUAUAGAUUCUAACUUUUUCUAACCUCUUCUAGACAUGCCAAAUGCUGGCAAAUAGAAUUACUUUUUGAAUGUUGAAGCACUUGUAAAAAUAAAUCCGUGAGCAAAAUUCUUUUAAACAUAGAAAUCCUGAGUUCAUCUUGUUGGUGGGCUCAAGCAAUUCUGUAGCAAAUAAAUCCUCUGAAAGAGUUCCA
Suricata suricatta (meerkat) is the source of this 1187-nucleotide messenger RNA. It is a transcript of the gene ANAPC16, whose product is annotated as anaphase promoting complex subunit 16. The transcript is spliced from 4 exons. Gene Ontology annotation, cellular component: kinetochore; anaphase-promoting complex; cytosol. The coding region runs from base 136 to 468 and encodes 110 amino acids. NCBI's taxonomy places the organism in Eukaryota, Metazoa, Chordata, Mammalia, Carnivora, Herpestidae. The record is from RefSeq and is a predicted model, not a curated record. Gene Ontology annotation, biological process: protein ubiquitination.